This is a messenger RNA of Phytophthora sojae, 900 nucleotides long. RefSeq lists its product as hypothetical. The record is from RefSeq and is a predicted model, not a curated record. The transcript has a single exon. Gene Ontology annotation, biological process: mitochondrial L-ornithine transmembrane transport. Gene Ontology annotation, molecular function: L-ornithine transmembrane transporter activity. Lineage: Eukaryota; Oomycota; Peronosporomycetes; Peronosporales; Peronosporaceae. The coding region runs from base 1 to 900 and encodes 299 amino acids.
AUGAGCUCCUCGCCUGCGCGCCGGUCCUCGCUGUCGCUGUCGCCAUGGACCAAGUCGGUGGCCGCCGGGUCCGUCUCGGGCAUGGCGAGCGUGGUGGCGUGCCACCCUUUUGACACCAUCCGCACGCGCCUGCAGCUGUCGCCCGCGCGCUUCUGCGGGUUCUUCCACUGCGCGCAGCAGACCGUCCAGCAGGAGUCAAUGCGCGGCCUGUAUAAGGGCUUCCUGCCGCCCUUCUUCAGCCAGGGGGUGUACAAGGCCGUCAUCUUCACCACGUCCUCCACGCUGCGCAACGACGUGCUGCCCCACGUGCCGCUACUGCAGCUGGUGCUCACGCCGACGGUAGUGUCGCUGACGGCGGGGGCGGUGGCGGGCGGCGUCAACGCCUUCCUCGUGGCGCCCGUGGAGCUCGUGCGCAACCGCCUGCAGGUCCAGUACGACAACCAGCCAGCGUCGCGGAGGUACCGAGGGGCGUAUCACUGCGUCACGCAAGUUGUGCGCAACGAGGGCAUCGCGGCCAUGUGGAAGGGGCUCACCACUACCGUCAUCCGAGACUCGCUGGGCGUGGCCUUCUACUUCUUGGGCUACGACUUCGCCAAGCAGCGCCUCACUGCAAGCGGGAGGUUGGGGGAGACGGCGACGCUGCUGACUGCUGGGGCCUUCGGAGGCGUCAGCUUCUGGGCGGUGGCACUGCCGUUCGACACGAUCAAGUCGCUGAUUCAAGCCGACGGAAGAGAUGGCAAGUACACGGGCCUCGUCUCGAGCACAGCCAAGUUGGUGCGGGAAGAAGGCGUCAUGCAGCUCUUCCGAGGCUGGCAGGCGGCCUUCUCGCGUGGAAUCCCGAGCGCUGCCAUCACGUUUUGGACCUUCGAACGAGCAAACAAAUUCCUUAACGAGAUGUGA